GCCGUGAUUGCUAUUUCUUCAAUGAAUUUGUAGCUACGAGGAGGUAGCUUGAAUAAUUUUAGUUUGCAGGCCUGAAACAUGAAGAGGAAGAAGGGGGGCAGUGCUACCACUGAUUUGAUAUCUUUCUUGCAAAAAGCAGCGGCAAAGAAGAAACAGUCUAAAGCUAAAAAUGUUCUUCCAUCUACCAACAAAAGUCAGAUGCAAUUGGUGGUAUUUCAAGGGCAAAGUGACAGUGGCCAGCAAGCCGGAACCCCAAUAAUAGAAGAUGAACACAGUGACAGUGGCACUAGAAGAACAAGCAUAGAACCACCUGAACCAGUGAAAGGUGAUCAAGGUCAGCAAUCUAGAACCCUAAUAAUAGAAGAUGAUGAACCUAUGUCCAUGGAUGAAACUGAACCCAGUGAUAGAGACAAUGAUGAGUAUAGCAUUGAGCAUGAUCCUGGAUUAAGGCCUCCUAUCUCAAGCUAUUUUGUCAAUGAUCGAAAUUCAGUUAGAAGGGCAUACAUUGCAUUGGGGCUGUGUCAACCAAAAAUGAAAAGGGAGGAUUUUCCGCAACAUAAUUGAGGAGGUAUGCGCCGAGUCCAACCUAAGUGGUUUUUUGAGUUCAAAUGGCUGGAGUAUAGUGUGGAUAAAGGUGCUUCAUUUUGCUUUGUUUGCUAUUUGUUCAAAGAUAGCACAAAAUUUGCUGGUGGAGAUGCUUUUGUUGAUGGAGGGUUUCGAAAUUAGAAUAUGAAAACCAGAAUCAAGAGGCAUGCUGGUAAUAUCAAUAGUGCCCAUAGUGAAGCUGAAGACAAGUACAAUAUGUUCAUGAGACCUAAAGCACUCAAUUCGUGAAUCUAUUGCUUCAAACACUACACAGUUCAAGACUAAUUUUCUUGCCCGCUUGACAUGAUCACUUAAGUGCAUAAGAUUUCUUUUGCGUCAAGGGUUGGCUUUUCGUGGUCAUGAUGAGACAAAGGGGUCAAAAAAUGCAGGGAAAUUUCAGAGAACUUUUGGCAUGGUUGGCAGGGAAUUUUGAAGAAGUUAAUAAGGUGGUUCUACAAAACGCUCCACUUAAUUGUCAAAUGAUAGAUCACAAGAUUCAGAAGCAGCUCAUUGCUUCUUGUGCUCAUGAAACAACCAAAUUUAUUAUAGAGGAACUUGGUGAUGAAUGAUUUGCCAUUCUUGCUGAUGAGUCUAGUGAUGCAUACCAAAAUAAACAAUUGGCUCUUUGCUUGUGUUAUGUCAAUAAAAAAAGGGGAACCUGUUGAGCGGUUUCUUGGCCUUGUACAUGUUGAAGAUACUACAUCAUUGACACUUAAAAAAACAAUUCAGUCCUUACUUAUCAAAUAUCAAUUGCCUUUAUCCAAGGUACGUGGUAAA
Molecule: messenger RNA, 1362 nt
Organism: Panicum virgatum (switchgrass)
Lineage: Eukaryota; Viridiplantae; Streptophyta; Magnoliopsida; Poales; Poaceae
Exons: 2
Coding region: 79-564 (161 amino acids)
Source: RefSeq, a predicted model, not a curated record